AUGGUUGGAAAAACGUCGACUACUCCAGGUGGCAGCCACAGUUGUGGAAAUCCACCCAUGGUACAAGCCAUGGCAGGGGCACGGAUUCUGGAGGCCCCAACAACCGUCAUCACCACCACUACUGCACCGGUGGCAAACUUGGCCGAUGCAGCGGACAUAGCUACAAGCAGCAGCAGCAGCAGCAGCAAAAAGCACGGACUGUACACAAACGGAGGCAAUCCUUUCGCCAAAGGAAGCAAGAUCGCCAGGACACCACCGCAGGCUCUUCACUCGGACCCGCCAGCCAUUCAAGGAUUACUUGUCUCAGCUGGAUGCGAAGAAGAGACACCCAAACGGGCAAGGGAAGCAAGCCCUUGCAACACCGAAAGUGGAACCACACCGAAGAAACUAAAAGGACCGCCGCAGGCACCAAACAUUUUGAUGGCCGAACUGGGUAAGAUCUUAGACGAGAUCAUAGAUGGCUCGGUUAAUAAAAAGGCUCCCCCGACGCGCAACACAACCCAAUGGAUGAAGGAGGCACAUAUUAAGAUGAAAUCCAUUCACCUACAGGUAAUGGAGCAGAUGCAGGAAUAUCCGGUGAAGGCUGGACCAUGCCUUGCAUGCGCAACGCGCAAUUCUGCCGCCAAAACCAACAAAGAGGUUACGAAAAGGAAGGAUACCAGGACGGAAGACCCACCGACAGCCAAUAAGAAUGACAGGAGUAGGAAAAAGAAGUCGCCAAUCCAGGAGCUGACUCCAAGGACCCGAAGCCCCGCAGCAACAGCAGUAUCAUCAGGACCAGUAGUAGCUGAAACAACUCACGCAACGAACAUCGUUGGAGGGAAAUGGCACAAGGUGAAAAGCAAGCCGAGACCCAUUAAAAAGAAGAGGCCAGACGUCAUCAUGGUGAAGUGUAAAGACCCAGCCAAUUACGCGAUGGUACUGAAGUCAGUCCACACAGACGCCGGAAUCCAGCAGUUCAAGGAGAAUGUAUGUGCGAUUCGACGCACAGCACAGGAACUACUUUUACAGUUGACCAAGCCAGCAGACGAUGCAACUGUUAAACUGCAGCAGGCAGUGAAACAGGCACUUGGAGACACCGCUGAUGUCAAGGCGAUCAGCGAUAAGGCCAUGGUCGAAAUAAAAGAUCUCGCAGAAUUCCACACUGCAGAUGAUCUUCUGCUCGCCGUCCCGGAACUGAUCGACGAGGAUUUGCCCGCAGAAUGUCACCCAAAGAUGCGGAAAGCGUACAGCGGUACACAGACCGCAACAAUGAUGGUGAACCCGAAUCUGGCGAACAAGCUGCUGCAGACGGGCAAAAUACGAGUAGGCAUGUGCAUAUACCGAGUACGCCUGAAGACUGAGCCGAGACGGUGCUACAAGUGUCUGGACUUUGGGCACACAGCAGCUCGGUGCAGAAGCAAGCACGACGCAUCCAAGCUAUGCUUCAACUGCGGCAGCAAGGAUCACGCUUCAAAGCAGUGUGACCAGAAGGCAGCGUGCAUACUUUGCACACGACAUAAGCGGAGCAAUACGGCGCACAACACGCUCAGCAGAGCUUGCCCGUUGUCGGCACAGGACCUCUUAAAACAAACUGUACGGGACCUGAAAGUAGAUUUCUCAAUCUUGUGCGAGCCAUAUUCCCAUAUACAGGACCACAGCUGGACGCAAAACCACCGUUAUGGCGCGGCAAUUUGGAGCAACAGCAGGACACAUCUGGAGAAUCAGCACAGCGCGGACGGAUAUGUAAGGGCGAGGUACAAUGGAGUAUAUGUCUACAGCUGCUACAUAGCACCGAGCAAACACAUCGACGAAUUCUGCAGCAUACUGGAUGGAUUAGUGGAGGACGCCAGAACCCACACGCCAACCAUCAUAGCCGGCGACUUCAAUGCAUGGGCAACGGAAUGGGGUAGCCAAAGGACCACUAGAAGGGGCAGGGCCCUGCUGGACGCUUUUGCCACACUCAACAUCAGUCUGCUCAACGUAGGCAACACCCACACCUACAAUAAGGCUGGCAGAGGCUCCGUGAUCGACCUCACGUUUGCUAGCCCUUGCCUAGCCCGCAGCGCGCAGUGGGCAGUUUCGGAUAUCUACACGCACAGCGACCACUUCGCCAUUGUGUGCUCUAUCAAGAGUUGUCCACCUGCACACACACCAACGACGUUCUACAGCUGGGCCCCAAGCACGCUGAGCGAAGAAGCGUUAUUCACCAUGAUGACCCAAGUGACAAGGAGCAGCAGCACGGACGCGGACACCCAGGCCAACCACAUGGGCGACACUCUUCGCAGAGCAUGUGCUGCAGCCAUGAUACGCAAACGGCAUGGACUCAACAAAUGUAAGCCAGUACAUUGGUGGAAUGCCAGGAUUGCGGAUGCCAGGAGGCAAUGUCAUCAGGCCAGACGACGACAGCAACGUGCCCGCAGAAUGCCCACAUUUCCGGAGCUGCUUGCAGACUACAAACGGAAAAGAGCCAACCUAAAUAUGGAGAUCAAGAGAAGUAAAGCGGACUGCUGGAAGAAGCUGUGCGCAGAUGCGCAGCCACAUGGGACUGCCUAUAAACUGGUUAUGGGCAAACUCGCCAGGCGCAUAAUGCCAACGGAUCCAACCAAGUUGGGUCACAUUAUGUUGGUGAAGUCGUGGAAGCAGGGAAGAGGAUAA
Messenger RNA from Drosophila willistoni, 2637 nucleotides. RefSeq lists its product as uncharacterized. Gene Ontology annotation, molecular function: zinc ion binding; nucleic acid binding; catalytic activity. Lineage: Eukaryota; Metazoa; Arthropoda; Insecta; Diptera; Drosophilidae. Bases 1 to 2637 code for a protein of 878 amino acids. The record is from RefSeq and is a predicted model, not a curated record. The transcript is spliced from 3 exons.